UCUCAAGCAGAAGAAAAUUUAAACUGAAUUGAGUUUAGUUCCAAGUUCCAAGUUCCAAGUUCCAACUUUGAUCCUCCAUAAUUGACUUACGAGCUACACAUCCCGGUUUCGUGGGCGUUUUCGGACAUCACUAUUCACUUGUUUUAUUGUAAAGUCAUCGCUGGCGCAAGAUGAUGCAAAAAGCUUUCGUGUUCUCUUCUUCAAACCCAAUCUCUCUUCAAUUGUCAACACCGGUUACUCCGCCUGUCAACGCCGUGUUCCCAGAACUAAGCCGCGGCUGGAUCGCUUCUUCCUCUCCCCUCCAGCCACCGGUACUUCGCUUGCGAAAUCACCAACGUGCCCUCCCUCCUCUGCUCUGCUCUGCGAGUGACUCUGCGACAAAUCAACAGCGAAUGGCGUCUCAAGAUGGGAAAGACCCUCGGAUUUCCAAAAUUUCUUCUGCGAUUCGUGUCAUCCCAGACUUUCCCAAACCUGGGAUUUUGUUUCAAGACAUAACAACUUUACUUCUUGAUGUCGAGGCAUUUCGUGAUACUAUUGAUUUGUUUGUUGAGAGAUACAGAGGGAAAGAUAUCUCUGUUGUUGCAGGUAUAGAAGCAAGGGGAUUCAUAUUUGGUCCACCUAUUGCAUUGGCUAUUGGGGCAAAGUUUGUUCCAAUGAGGAAACCCAAUAAGUUGCCUGGGGAGGUUAUAUCAGAGGAGUAUUCUUUGGAGUAUGGAACAGACAAAAUGGAGAUGCAUGUUGGUGCUGUGCAAGCAGGAGAUCGUGCGUUGAUCAUAGAUGAUCUCGUUGCCACUGGUGGAACCUUGUCUGCUGCAAUCAGGCUACUUGAGCGCGUUGGAGUGCAUGUUGUGGAGUGUGCUUGUGUUAUUGAAUUGCCAGAGCUAAAGGGUCGGGAACGGUUAGGAGAUACACCACUGUUUGUUCUUGUAAGCUCUGCGUGAUCUCACAAGUUUUGCAGUCAAAGAGCAUGCUUAUUGGCCUUUUGAGUUUGCAAUAUAGCUAGCCCAAAGCCUAACAAACUACUUGGUUCAAUAAAAGGGCUACGGUUGGUACUUAAGGUCAGAUUAGAUUGAACUAAGAACUAUGAUAAGUUUAGGUAUUGUUGACAUUCCUGUCUGUAUCUCUGAAGAGAAAGUCUGGAGGUGAGUGUUUACUACAAAGGUUGUAUUCCUGCUUGCACAGAUGGUUGGAUUGGCUUUUAUUGAGAGGUCUUGUUUGUUGAUGCAAGAGAUUCUCUUGUGAAGGCCAUUGUUUUUGUUGUCAAGCUGAAUUCACCCCUUGCUGACUAUUGAUUUUGACACUCGUAUAUUACCUUUUAAUCCUA
Molecule: messenger RNA, 1324 nt
Organism: Theobroma umbraticum
Lineage: Eukaryota; Viridiplantae; Streptophyta; Magnoliopsida; Malvales; Malvaceae
Product: adenine phosphoribosyltransferase 1-like
Biological process (GO): adenine salvage
Cellular component (GO): cytoplasm; cytosol
Molecular function (GO): adenine phosphoribosyltransferase activity
Source: RefSeq, a predicted model, not a curated record